UCCAAAACCAAGUCGGUCAAUCGGCCUCCUAUAAAUCAAAACCCCAAUUACCCCUUCUCCUCAAUAGUUCAUUCCAAGCAAUCUGAAAUCUCUCUAAUCAGUCAGACCUUCGAUUCCAAGCUUUCUUCCCAGCCUUCUCAAGAUGCAGAUCUUUGUUAAGACCUUGACCGGCAAGACGAUCACUCUCGAGGUCGAGAGCAGUGACACAAUCGACAACGUCAAGGCCAAGAUCCAGGACAAGGAGGGAAUUCCCCCCGAUCAGCAGAGGCUGAUAUUCGCCGGCAAACAGCUCGAGGACGGGAGGACCUUGGCAGACUACAACAUCCAAAAGGAGUCGACCCUUCACCUGGUUCUCCGUCUCCGUGGUGGGAUGCAGAUUUUUGUUAAGACCUUAACUGGAAAGACUAUUACUUUGGAGGUCGAGAGCAGCGACACCAUUGAUAAUGUCAAGGCUAAGAUCCAGGACAAGGAAGGGAUCCCUCCGGAUCAGCAGAGGCUGAUCUUUGCUGGAAAGCAGCUCGAGGAUGGGAGGACCUUGGCUGAUUACAAUAUUCAAAAGGAGUCGACCCUUCAUCUGGUUCUGCGUCUCAGGGGAGGUAUGCAGAUUUUUGUCAAGACCCUGACUGGAAAGACUAUUACUUUGGAGGUCGAGAGCAGCGACACCAUUGACAACGUCAAGGCUAAGAUCCAGGACAAGGAAGGGAUUCCUCCCGAUCAGCAGAGGUUGAUCUUUGCAGGUAAGCAGCUGGAAGAUGGAAGGACUUUGGCUGAUUACAACAUCCAGAAGGAGUCCACUCUCCAUCUGGUCCUUCGUCUGAGGGGAGGAAUGCAGAUCUUUGUGAAGACUUUGACUGGAAAAACCAUUACCCUGGAAGUGGAGAGCAGCGACACCAUCGACAAUGUCAAGGCUAAGAUCCAGGACAAGGAAGGGAUUCCCCCAGAUCAGCAGAGGCUGAUUUUCGCAGGGAAGCAGCUUGAAGAUGGCAGGACUCUAGCUGAUUACAACAUUCAGAAGGAGUCUACCCUUCACCUUGUCCUGCGAUUGAGGGGAGGCAUGCAGAUCUUCGUCAAGACCCUGACUGGGAAGACAAUUACCCUGGAGGUAGAGAGCAGUGAUACCAUUGAUAAUGUGAAGGCCAAGAUUCAGGAUAAGGAAGGUAUCCCUCCGGACCAGCAGAGGCUGAUCUUUGCUGGGAAACAAUUGGAAGAUGGAAGGACUCUGGCGGAUUACAAUAUCCAGAAGGAAUCUACUCUCCACCUUGUCCUGCGUCUCCGUGGUGGCUUUUAAGGGCGGCUCGCUAUAUCUGGUGCUGGUUUAUGAUUUCUUGACUGUUCAAGUUUCUGGUUUCUAUGGAUUGGUCGUUUCCAUGUUUCAUGUUCUCUUUUUAUCCUCAAGUACUAUGUUUGGUCAUGGUAAUGGCCUUUGAACAAUUAUGUCUGCUGGGUUUUGUUUCUUUGUUGAAUAAUUGAUGGUCGGAAUUGUUACCUUUUGUGUCUGUGGUGGAUUCCUACUUACUUUAUUGUGAUGUUUGCGAUUGUUGGUGUCGUUAUGAGCACAGAGCAGACUGUGUUUGCUGUCGACACCUUAUCUGUGCUGUUGCCAUUUCACUGCAUUAUGAUGGAAGUGGGCCAAGUCUUCUCUGUGUAUUGGUGCCCCCUAAUUACUUGUAAUCGUAUGUCAACCCAGUUUGAAGAUGGUUAACAACUUGA
Messenger RNA from Linum tenue, 1710 nucleotides. NCBI's taxonomy places the organism in Eukaryota, Viridiplantae, Streptophyta, Magnoliopsida, Malpighiales, Linaceae. The record is from the annotation of a GenBank genome assembly.